AUCCCUCGUUUUCGUAUCCGGUUACAUCCGAUAAAAUGAUUAUCAAUAUGUGAGAUGCCUCGCCUCGUGGAGUCCUAAAACUCCACUUUUGAAAUUCGAGGUCAGUGCCGAAUGAUCGUUAUUGUCGUUUAUUUGUGAGUCAUGGUUGUGCCACCGUGAAGAUAAAGCGAUUUGAGCCAAUAACGAGCGGCUAAAGCAGUGAUUCAGGGGUGAAUCGAAGUAAACCGAGGCUGAUAACGUUCGUGUUGGUUCGCUCUGCCUGCUGCUCACAAUCAUCAUGUAAAAGAAUUUCACUCCACCUGCCAAAGAUGAGAGCGGAAAAAGAACGGAUUGUAGGCUGCGCCCAUUGACUCAUGACUAGCUUCUGAGGCAAUGCGCUCUGUUCCUAUAGAGAUGUACGGGUUAAACAUACAGUCUGAGAAUAUAAAAACACCGUUAGUGUACAGAUAAGGAAAAAAAAACCGCAGUUUUAAUUUUUCCCUGUUGAAAAUUGGAAGUGGGAGACUAACGGCGCACUGAGCGUGUGAUUAACUGGUUUAGAAGCUGAUGCUCUUCAGUCAGGCACGCCGGUGCGUGGAUCCCCGUUUGUGAAUUUGGGAAGAAGGAAAGGGACAGACCUCUUCAGCCUCGAAUAUGGGGAUAGAGAAGAAUCCAAAGGAGCAUUAAAAUUGAUGGGGAGUUGAGGAUGAGUACAACUCCUGUUCCAUUGCUCACGUUGGAAAUGGGACAUUGAACGUGCGCAAUCCACAUGGACUUGUCACCGGAGAAAAGGUUCGCUGCAAUCUCUUGUGGUGAUGGAACAAUAGCCAGAAACGUGAAGAAAAAGAUAGAUCAAUUUUAUUUAAACCUAAGCACAAAAAACCACAAGCACCGUGGACGCUACCGUAUAAACUGGGCUUCAGUUCUUUUGUGCGCCGGACAUUAGCGAAGGAUUUGGAUAAUCGCUUUCAGAGGCACAAUAUUACCUUAAAAGGGAGAAGAUGCCAUUCCACCAUGUGACUGCAGGCCUGCUGUAUAAAGGGAAUUAUCUGAGCAGAUCCCUUUCUGAUGGGAGCGACAGUGAACAGUUAGCCAACAUCUCGGUGGAAGAACUUGAUGAGAUACGGGAAGCAUUCAGGGUUCUGGAUCGAGAUGGCAACGGCUUCAUCUCGAAACAGGAGCUGGGCAUGGCGAUGCGAUCGCUGGGGUAUAUGCCCAGCGAGGUGGAACUGGCGAUUAUCAUGCAGCGACUAGACAUGGAUGGAGAUGGCCAGGUGGAUUUCGACGAAUUCAUGACAAUACUGGGCCCGAAACUCUUGUCUUCCGAAACGAGGGAAGGUUUCCUAGGAAACAAGAUAGACAGCAUAUUUUGGCAGUUUGACAUGCAGCGAAUAACACUGGAAGAACUCAAGCACAUCUUGUUUCAUGCUUUCCGGGAUCACCUCACAAUGAAAGACAUUGAAAACAUCAUCAUCAACGAAGAGGAAAGCCUGAAUGAAAACUCUGGAAACUGCCAAACGGAGUUUGAAGGAGUCCAUUCAAAAAAGAAGAACAGACAGACGUGCGUCCGGAAGAGCCUUAUUUGCGCCUUUGCCAUGGCAUUCAUCAUCAGUGUUAUGCUCAUCGCUGCCAAUCAGAUGCUAAGGAAUGGCAUGGAAUAGCCACAGCACUGUGAACAGGGCCUAACCAUGCAUGCGCAUGCCAGUGGGUGAAUUCAUUUCCUUUUAGAAAAAGAAAAACAAAAAUCGAACGAAUCCGUUUUUAAGAAGAGAGAGGGUUGUUGUUUUUUCCCCCGCAGGUGGGUGACACAGAAAAACAUGUCUAUUGAGAAUGAAGCCGGUAGUGUGACUUGUCUCGAGACUCAACUACAUCUUUCUGGCAGGGACAUAAAAGGGCUGUCUAUCGCUUUUAGGGUAUUUUGUUUCCUAAUGCAAUAACGUACAGGAGUUCUGAAUUAUCACUCCACCUGAGCUGUUGUUAUUUUAAGUGUUUCAGGCUUCCAGUUUCCGUAAGCAUUGAUGCAAUGUUGUGUACAGUAAUCAGCAACUGGUUUGAGAUUAGCAAGGGACAGUGCUAAACUAUCUCUCCAAGAAAAAUGUUUUCAUUACUGUUUUUUUAGAAUAAGCAUUAUGGUCCAUAGCAUUUUUUGAGGGGGUGUUGUUAGAAUGCCUUCAUAUGUCAGAUGUUUGAUAUCAUGACUCUGUAUCCAUUUUUAAGAUUUCUUUUAGCAAAGCUUUUAGUGCUUGCAUUUGGGAUGAACUGAAGGACUUACCUUCAAGGUUUUUCAGGCUUAUUAAUGAGACCUUUGGAAUAUUUAAGAUAACAUCUGUUUUCUCAGGUUACAUUUGCUGGAAUUUUAUAGACUUUCUUUUGAGCUCAGGUCAAAUGGGGGCCAUGUUUCAUCAUUGUUUAUGCAUGUAAUUGAAUGAGACUUGGAGCUAAACACGACACUUUUAAUGCUUAUGUUUAAUGCAAAAUUGUGUUUUUGUUUUUGUACAAUCACAGCUGCCUCUAGGUCUUUUGUUUCACCCAUCCCAGUCUCUUGCUCAUAACAUCAAAACAUCAAAACAUCAAAAACAAAUCCUCAAUUAGCUCAGAAAUGUUCAGCUUCAUCUUCAAGAGUCUCAGUGUACUUGAGGUGAAUGCGAACUCUAUCAAAGGCUCGUUUAACACUAUGCUGACUGGACAAUUUUUACAGUCUGUUUCAGAUUCAAUUCUGACCUAUAUUUCUUUAUAUUCAGCUAUAUGUCCCCAUAUGAACUCACAGCCCAAUGGCAGGGGCAGAAUGCAGUUAAUACUAGGGGUUCUGAGAAUAGAGGUUUCUUUUGUUUCACUGAGCUCUGCUCCCACCUGCCUGUCUUGUCAAUAGUAAAGACAACCUAUCCUCCUUUAAAAUGGAUGCGUGUGCAAUAUUUCAUCUGGAACAGAUAUUGCAAAGAUUACCCAACCAAGCUUUAGAUUUAAUUUCUGUAAGGGCUGCUUUACCUGUAUUGUCAAGACUGGAGGUAAGAUAUAUUUGAGAUGGUUUUCUUUUAUUUUUCCUUGAUGUGUUGUUUCAGUUCUCCAUAAGCAAGCAAGGUACUUUAUCAACCUUAAAUAUAUUCCUUUUCUGUGCUUUUUGGGAACUAUACAUAUUGGCUUGUUCUGAAUGUUUGUUACGUGCAUUACCAUUAGCGCUUUUGUGACUUGAGUCACAAGAAAAGCUGAUUGAAAUUCAGCUGCAACCCUGACAACGGGUGGAUUUUUGCCCAAAAUGACCUGAAAGCAGAGCUUUAUUGCUUCUAUGAGCAUUGAUAUAUAUAUAGGCAAGUACUGUAGUAUAUUCCAGUACACUGGCCACUUAAAGAAAAUGACCUCAGACGUUUUAUUUUAUUGGAGAACACAAAGAAUCAGAAAUGGGAAAUGGACAUAUAGCAAAAUGCAGGGAUAAAAUGAUGGGAAAGAAAAGAAGUGAAAUGAUACACAAACACAAGGAGAAGAAGUUCUCCUUGGUGCAGUAGUUGUCUUUUCCUAGUGUGUUUUUUUAACCUUGGACACUGAAGCUUUUAACGAGGGUACUUCUGAACUCCUGUAUAAACCUUCUUGGUAAUGUACAAAUUUUAACCACCUUAAGUUUUCUGAGGACUGCUUACAUUUAAUGCAUGCUAUUAAUAAUAAAUCUGUAUAUACCCCUUAUUGUAUGACCUGUAUCCAGUGUUAUUUGAUGAUAAUGUGCGUGCAUGAUGAUUUGUGAGCCCUUUAAUACGUUCUGCUCCUGAAGAUCUCAGUAGUGUAUGAGGGAGUUGAGUACUGAUGCUGAUGGCAGGAACACUCAGAAGAGUAACCUGUCAUUAGUCUAUCAAUCCCUUAUACAACCUCUGUGUUAAGCCAUACAGCAGAAAUGUAUUAAACCUGCAAAAGAGUAUGUAUAUAUUUUCUAACCCUCCCUCAGAGCAAGCUGUUAAAUUUGGAAACAGAAAAUCAAUUAUUUUGUUGGCACCUUUUUUGAUAUUGCUAUUUUUUCUCUCCGUUUUUUUUCUAUUUCACUGCAAAUCGACAACCAGCUACACUGUAACUGGCUAAGUAAUGUGCUAUUAAGUGCUAGCUUAAUGUCAUUUAUACAAUGGUGUCAUCUGGUGGCUGUGCCAAAAAUUACAGAGAGCUUCUACAGCCAAUGUUCUACUGUUUUCAGACACAGAGUGGAUACUAAGGAGAUGCAAAUUCUCUGGGCACAGCCGCAGACAUUUGUGUGAUACUUUGUACAUUAUUGCUUUAAUGUUUUGCAUGUGUUUGAUCUAUAUUUUGCAUCCACAAUGUUUAUUUCUAAUCAGUUUGUGUAUUCUUUUAGAGCAAUUAUUUUUUGCUCUUCCACCUUUCACUGAGAAAAAAUAACAUUUGCCUUCUGUGGCAGGAUGGAAGAAAUUCACACAUGACUUAGGCCACCUAUGUUGAGAAAAAAUAUAAAGAUAUAUAAAGAUUUUUAAAGGAUUAAGACGCUAAUUGUUUGACUUGGUUCAUUGCUGCGUUCCUGCUUAAAAUGAAUAUAUCCAUCUGUGUAGCUCCCAAAGCUUCCCAGAAAAUAUUUUCUUAUUUAUCACUAAAGGUCGACAGGAUAGUUAGGCUGUUUGAAUCCUAUUGCUUUCUUGAGAGAAACAAAGGAGGUAGAAAGGGGAAGAAAACACAUCAUUCACUAUGGAAAAUGAAAGAAAUGUGAACAAUGAGCUUUUUGUUAUGGAUUCAUAUGCAUAGGUCUGUUUCCUUUCAUUUCUGCUACUCUGCUUUCUCUGAAGUUUGAUCACCAUUCAUAGAACAUGAACAGAAUACUAUUUUACCAAAACUCCUUCGAAAUCACUCUUCUCAUGAAUUUUGGCAAAGACAGUGUUGGAAUGGCGCUGGCGCUGUAUGGUUUUUGGAACUCUGAUGGCAAAUGUUAUAGUAUAGAUGGAUGCUUUUAGAGUCCAACUGUUUUUCAGAUUGGACAAGGAGCUGGUGCUCUUUCAUCCUUAAACAUUGGCAAAGCGUUUGAAAGCUUCUCUAGGAGUUAUCCCUUUAUUUCAGUGGGAGGGACAAUUGAAAUAGAAAACUAAGCAGUCUGACUUAAACUUCAGUAGCAUGGUGGUUAAAUGACAAACUAUUGUAUAAAAGUAUGUACAUAGUCUAUAUAAAUACAUAUAUAUAUAAAUAUAUAUGUAAACUUGGCAUGCAGAGUAUUAUAUAUGUAGGCAAUAGACAAGAAGGUAUGAUCAUUGUUCUAAUAUGAAUAGUAGAGAAAAAAGUAAUAAAACAAUUGUAAAUAUUUAAAUCUGUACAAAAAUAAA
Messenger RNA from Lepisosteus oculatus (spotted gar), 5276 nucleotides. RefSeq names its product calcium-binding protein 8. Gene Ontology annotation, molecular function: calcium ion binding. The record is from RefSeq and is a predicted model, not a curated record. NCBI's taxonomy places the organism in Eukaryota, Metazoa, Chordata, Actinopteri, Semionotiformes, Lepisosteidae. Gene Ontology annotation, cellular component: trans-Golgi network membrane.